UAUGCCAGGUUUGGGGGCCACUUGCCUGUGCCCCGGGCUGAUGCACUGCUGCCCUACUGGGUCCCUCUGUCCCUGAGACCACGAAAGCAGGUCUCAAAGAUGAUGCGGUGUUAUGUCCCCAGAGCCAUGAGGUCGUGCCGUUGCCCCUGCCACAGCUUUGGGGGGCGCCUUCCGAUGCCCAGGGAGAGGGCUGUCAUGCCCUAUUGGGUGCCCCAGGGGCUGAGGUCCCAGAAGAAGGUGGUGAAGAGGUUGGAGAAUGUUAAAGGCACUCCAGAGUGCUCCCUGGACUCAAGCAGCCGCCAUGGCCGUUGGCGAGUUUGCGGGGACCAGCGUCUCCUCCUCAAGUGGCAGCAGCUCCAGGCCCUUCAUCAGGAUGAGCUGCCUCAGGAGCUCAGGCCUCAGGAGGGGGAGCCACAUGCUGGCCGCUUGGGCCUCUUCCUGCCCAUCAGCUUCAAUCUCCUGACCCUGCUGCAGGCUGUCCUGAGGGCCAUCAUGGCCAUUCGGUGAGCUGCUGGGGAGUUGAGAAGGGGUGGGCCCAGACUCAUCCCUCACUUUGGAAUCUAGAGUCCCUGCCGCCAGCAUCUUGCCCCAGACUUGCCUUAUGUCCUUUACUGAAAGACUGUUAAGCCCUUGGAUACCAUGGUGACAGCACUUGUAAGCCUCUUCCAAGAAGUACCCCUGGCUUCACUGGCCUGGCUCUGGGGCAGUGGUGCUGGCCCAGCCCCUUUGUCCAGCUGGGAUAUGGGGAGCACUGUGAACCUUCACAUCACAUACCUGACUGCCCCUGUGGCCUGGCAGACACUUGAUGGCAGGGAGUCCAGCUCAGAGCCUACGAAGGAGCAAGGAUGCUAUGGAGCUUCUUCUCCCAGCUCUACAAAACUAGGUGUUUUCUCCCUUCCUGUGAGUGGGUGCUAAAGGUCAGAGUCUCACUGGGUCCCACAACUGGGAAUCAGAGAUGCUGUACUGACCCAGUCCACUUCCCCAGUUCCUGAGCAUAGGGGGAACCCAGUGACUGAGGGGAUGCCCACACCAUCCUCUCUGUGAAGGCUCUCGGCAAGCCCAUGCCCAGGACAGCGAGCGCUCAGCCUGGGGGACAGUUCCCAGCACUUGCCUUUCUCUUGGCUUUCUAGCCAUUUGUUCUGGGACUGAAGUGGAGUCUUCAGCUACUGUCAAGAUCCUCAGCAAGAAUGUCAGUCACCAUCAUGGUCCUCAAGGGAAGCCCUCAGAUCAGGAGGAUCUGUGACACUUGCUGUUUCCACACACGAUAAGAUCUGCACCCAUGAUCCAAUCUGAACUAGAAGCCACCAUGUGACUGUUAGUUGAAGGGGGGCUGGUGUGAAUGUCCAAAUGAGUCUGUUAUGAAUGCAGCCAAUAAAUGUUAUUUGUGAA
Peromyscus californicus insignis is the source of this 1389-nucleotide messenger RNA. It is a transcript of the gene CUNH16orf95, whose product is annotated as chromosome unknown C16orf95 homolog. The record is from RefSeq and is a predicted model, not a curated record. NCBI's taxonomy places the organism in Eukaryota, Metazoa, Chordata, Mammalia, Rodentia, Cricetidae. Bases 100 to 507 code for a protein of 135 amino acids. The transcript has 4 exons.